AUGCAGGAUAGAAAUGAAAUCAAGCCCUUUGGUAUUCCGCAGCCCCCAGAAAAAUCCUGUGAACGAUGCCGGAACAUGAAUCUGGAAUGUGUUUUUGAGCCUACGUUCUUAGGACGCCCCGCUAUAAAGCGCUUUCGUGGCUUGGAGUCCCGUGCGAGUGGGUCCGAUACUAUUCCUUCCACUAUGCACAUCAAAGACCUUCUAUUUUCUGAUACAGGAGAGGUUGGUCCCACGUCGCAUGCAAUUGAGUUGCCGUCUAAAGAAGCUCUUUUCCAAUCCAUGAUAGAGCCUCAUUACUUUCUCUCGUCCAUAUUGGCUAGAGAUGAAGCAUUUGGGGCCCACUUGGAUCCGGUGCCUCCGUGUUGGAGCGUACCUCUUCCUGAUCUCGUUGAUGAUAACACUGCAAUAUCUCUCGAAAGAAGUUUGCAUUGGCAUCGCUUUUUCCUGCCGUCAAUGCCAAGUUUGAUAGAACUCAGGGGCCGUUUGACAUCACAUGAGUUCAUGUCGAUCAAUUCCGCUACGAAACUGCUCUUUUCACUGCUUUGUUUGAUUGCGUUAGACAUUGAUCAAGCUUUAAACGAGCAACAUCCCCAAUUGAGACUGAGUAUACGUACUGCUGUGGGGUAUCUUGGUCAAGAUUUCAUAUUUUCACCACCUACACAUCACGACUCAGUUGCAGUCUGCCUUCUUUUGGCCGAUUAUAAACCAACAGUUUUGGCUACAACUAAAACUGUGCUGCACCGCGCUGUCAAAUCUGAGACUUUUAUUCAUCUGGCACACAGAAUUGCACAUCGGCUGGGAGAAAAGUUUGAACAAGAAAAGACAACUCCCCGACAAUUACACAUGGUUGGUGGUACCGAAUUCGAUGCAGGCUUCAAUCAAACUGUAAAGCAUUUACAAAUACUGGUUUAUGAUACAUUUUUGGACGGGUAUAUUGCAAAAUCACAUGGAGCUCUAAGACAAGCGUUGGGGAAGAUAAUGCCUGUGAUUGAUGGCUACCAGCUUAUUUUGGAACAUCGUCAGUGCUCACCGAGAACAAUCUUCCAUAUAUAUUGGGCUAUAUCAGUCUGCAUCUUGCUGGAUGCUUUGGCAAACUUGAAAGAACAAUGGAACGACCCUGGGGCCCUUUUUGUGAUUCUUGAACAAACCGAGGCGAAGUGUGUUGAAGAAAUCAAAACCAGCAACGCCAUAUUGAAGAACAGCUCAGGAGAAAUAAUGGCCGUUCGCCUCCUACUAGAGCUAAGGUUCAAUUCUGUCCUUGCUAGAAUAUGGGGUCUCGGGCUGUUAUAUGCUGCGGUUCUGAAAGCAAGGUCGGUGGAAGGCAGAAUCAGAUGGGAAGAUGAAAUUGAGAGUCAUGAAGCAAUUCAAAUUAGCGAUCAAGUCAGGGCCAGCAGGGAGGACGUGCUCGCCGGUGCAGCUCAGCCAUUUGCGAUGGUCUUGAGUCAACUUGGAGUAAAGUACCCUGAAAAGCUGAGAUGUCUUCUCGAGAUGUUUCUUGAGUGUACGAAUUUGAAGCUUGGCGAUGUUAAAUUGCGCCCCCCACUUCAGCAUGUUGCUCUCGAAAUUCUCACACAUUGCAAAAAUCUCACUGAAAACAACAUAGUUCAUUUGAAGUGUUUUGGACGGCUGAACCCCAAUUUCGAGAAUCAGCUCGAGCUCUUUGAAACAUGCAGACAGCGGUUUGACUCCAUUGUUGCGGUACCUUGGAUCUCAACUGAAGUGGCGUAUGCCAAUGGCUGCGUUUAUUCUGCGUGUAGCAAAAUGAUAGGAUGCUUUUGUGAGUUAAUGAAAAACUUGAAAGACAGGAUUUUGAAAGAAAGUGAGAAACAAAAAUUCCAGGACGGAGAGGAGCGGCAGGGGCUAGACAUGUCCAACAUGUUCACAGAUCUCAGCGAAGAACUUUUCAUUGACUUGAAUACGUCAAAUGAAGCAUGGAACAUCUGGCCGUAUGUUGGAGGAUUUGGCCCCCUUUCCAACCCACAGGAGCUGUGUGACUGGAUUGAUGCUCCAGAGACUAACUUGAGCCUGGGGAUGUCUAAUCUUUUCUAA
This is a messenger RNA of Penicillium hordei, 2049 nucleotides long. RefSeq lists its product as uncharacterized. The record is from RefSeq and is a predicted model, not a curated record. NCBI's taxonomy places the organism in Eukaryota, Fungi, Ascomycota, Eurotiomycetes, Eurotiales, Aspergillaceae. Bases 1 to 2049 code for a protein of 682 amino acids. The transcript is spliced from 2 exons.